GCUUAUCAGAGUCACGAGGACUGGAAACGAUGUUGGCGAUGGCAUGUUCUCGCACGCUCAAGCGGCAUCUUCACCGCUCCGACUGGAUUGUAUGAUGGCUCCAGAAGUCAUGGAGAGCAGGAAGUGAUGCAGGCUGUGUGGCGCGGCUGGCCAUGAGUGCUAAAGUUACAUCCCCUCUCUUCCUCCCCUCCGCCUGUUGAGGAACAUCCCAAAACGGCCGUUCCUGUUGGGCCGACCUUCUCGAGCGAGCGAGAGUGCUGGCAUCACGCAGUCAUCUCAAGCCACUCCACAUCAACGUAUGCACAUUUAGGGGGGCCCGCCAGUCUAGUGGCGCUCGACUCAAGCGCAAACUGCCAUCGCGCCCUGCGUGAGUAGUGCUCGCUGGUGCUCGUGAUGAUCUCGCUGCACACAAGUUAUUUGAAUGUUUUGGUGCGUUACUAUCUCAGUUGCACAGAUACAGUAUAUCUGCCCUGGCAUUAAGCCAUUGCCAAGGAAGAGCGUAUGUAUGUAUCAGCGCGCGCGCACUGGCCCACCUUGCUCACAUGGAUGCACUAAAACGUGUGUGCCAGCAUUCAUACGCAUUUCCCACGGGCCUUGAGGGUGGAGCAAGGCUGGACCCGAAUGAAUUCCGUACCACUCCAAUCCCCGACAGCAGGCACCCCGGUACAUACACAAAACCCGCGCGCUCCUGUACAGAGCCUGUAAGCAACUUGACUUGAAGACGAUUGCAUAAAAUGACGGUCCUUUGGGGGCUCCUCUUGGUGGCCCUGCUGGCAGUUGUGAGCGUGCCCGUUCAAGCCUCCUCCGUGUGGAAGCCGCACAUCUUGUGCGCCGGCAAUACCUGCGAUGCCAGCGGCAUGUGUUUCUCCGCGUCAGCAGCCAAGUGGAUGUGGGACAGCUGCCCCAGCGCCGGCUGGCAGAUGCUGGGAAAGGCAAAUGUCACGGAUGACUCAGCGUGUGAGCUCUCCAGCAGCUGCAGCUGGUCGCGCUCCUGUCCCGAAGACAACGUUUAUGUCUCGGCGAGUUGUGGUGAUUGCUGGGGCUGCGUGGAGACGGCGGCGGGCUCACUACAGCAGCAGCAGAUUGGCAUGUCCGUCGUCGGCCGCGCUUACGUGAAAUGCUGCCCAAAGCGCUUGCGCGUGAAUUGCGCUGAGAUGCUUCCGUGUGUCUUUGAGCCGACCGCUGAGUCUCUCGUCGCUCAUGUGGACAUCGGCGGGGCCGCUCAGCGACGUCGUUCAGCCGCAGCUUGCGCAACGCCAGACUCGUUCCUUGGGGACUUGCUAGCGUCGAACAUGUCGGCCGACCCCGUGUUCCGAGGUGCAGUGAACAUGUUCCCGCCUCUAGGCGCCGUGAUGACCACCAUGCCCUCGGUCUUCACCUGGUACGCGGCGCGCUGGGACGCCGGCAUCCGCCCGGUCGUCAGCGCCAUGCUGUGCGGCAAGAACGGCGCCGCCAACUCGAUCGCCUCCGCUCUCGCAUCGCUGUUCACUCGCCCGCCCGCUACUGCGGACCGCGCCAUCUCCGUCCUCAGGCGCCUGCUCGUGCCCGUGGCCCAGAGCGCGCUGGACACCACCCCCGGCUCCGUGCUCUUCGACCUAAUCAACAACGACCUUGGAUUCGCCACCAAGAACGUGAAUGCCUACCUCACUCGCGACAACGUCCAGCUCGCAACCAAUUUCAUCCAGGCCUUCACCAGCAGCACGGAUGAGGACACGCUGUCGCUGCUGGUGGAGGCGGCCGACCUGGCGGGCGGUGCGGUGGGUGCCGACUACGACUACGGCAGCGUGCUGGGCUACGUCGCCAACAACCCAUUUGGCAUUGUGGGCGUGCUGGUCGGCCUGGGCGCAGAGCUGCUGUCCGUGGACAGUCGUGUGACUGCCAUGCUGACCAUGACGGCCGGCGAGAAGGACAUGUUCCAGAAGAUGCAGGCCAACCUGGCCCAGCUCAAGCCCGCCAUCAAGGGCAUGAUCCAGGUGCUGGAGCGCUACCCGGACUACCAGGUGGCGCUGGCCGCCCCCAGCCUGAAGGACGUUGUCACGCCCACCACCCAGACCCCCUCCACCGUGCCCGACGCCGCCAACGCCUGCGCCGCCUCCAAGGACGGCGCCGACACGUUCCUCACCAGCAAGCUCGCCACCGACUCCACCUUCCUGUCGAGCCUGGCAACACUACCGUACAUCGGCAACAUGUUCCAGACGAUCCCGGCUGUGGUGGACUGGUGGGUGGGCGCCUACGACAAGACCGUGGGCGUGGUGAUGCGCCUGGCUCUGUGCAACACCAAGGUGGCGGACAUCGCCACCAAGGACAUGGACCUGGCCCUGGCGGCUCUGAAAGACCUGGCGCUGCCUGUGGUGAAGCGCUUCCUGGUUACCAACAGUGGCAUCAUCCUGAGCCAGGCACUGCAGAAGAACUUUGGCUUCAACACCUCCGACAUCGGCCCCGACUACCUGACAAAGCAGGUGGUGUCGGACGUGGUGCAGUUCCUAAAGGACAACGAGGCAGACCUGGACUACGGUCUAGCCUACGUGCCGGGCGUUGUUGGCUACGGCCUGCUCACGCUGAUGGGCUUGGACGACCGCUUCACCAUCCCCGACCUCAUCUCCGACGCCCUCAUCGCCAUGUAUGCCAUGGCCGAGGUGCCGGUGCAGGUGCUGGGCGGCGGCAGCAGCUCCUCCUCCGCCUCCGGCCGCCGCAUGAUCGCCGACACCACCUCGCCCCUGGCCGCCGUGCUCACGCUCUCCACGGACCAGAAGCAGGCCUUCAACACCUUCUCCACCAGCGUGCUUCAGGUCCAAGCCCAGACCACCAAGGUUUUGUCCACCGUAGGCGUCAGCACCAGCGCGCCGCUGCCCGGCGCCGCGCCCAUCCCCACCCUGGCCCCGGGUGCGGGUGUCAAGAGCGAUGGCGGCAGCGCCGCUGGCCUUGCCGCCCAUGCAGGCCUGCUGCUGGGCUGCCUGGCGGCCCUGGCUUUCCAGAAGUUUGAAGGGUUUGUGUAAGGAGUCCCGGUGGCACCAUGGCACAUGGCACAUGCGACUCACAUGGUCCGCUUAUGGGCGUAGCGCAGUGCACGUGCUUUCGUUUGGUUUAUGGCUAUCAAGCCGCUCUUUGGGUGUUGAUGAGCAUCCUUACUUUCGGUUGGCGUGAUGCUUGUUUAUGUGGGCGGGCGACGUACAGAGGCGAGUGUGUGAGGAGGUGUGGCUGUUGCCGGCCAACGGUGCCAAUGAACUACUCAAGGCUCGAAGCUCCGGCAGGUCCAACAGCAGCAUACACCGCCUCGCGGUGAACCCAGCGCGCGCGGCUCUCAGCUGUUCCCAGCUGUCAACCACUGUUUAUGUAAGACCCAACUAAG
Molecule: messenger RNA, 3349 nt
Organism: Chlamydomonas reinhardtii
Lineage: Eukaryota; Viridiplantae; Chlorophyta; Chlorophyceae; Chlamydomonadales; Chlamydomonadaceae
Exons: 10
Coding region: 735-2996 (753 amino acids)
Source: RefSeq, a predicted model, not a curated record